Molecule: messenger RNA, 348 nt
Organism: Lathyrus sativus (Indian pea)
Lineage: Eukaryota; Viridiplantae; Streptophyta; Magnoliopsida; Fabales; Fabaceae
Source: the annotation of a GenBank genome assembly
AUGGGGUAUGCUUUAAACCAACCAACAUUUCAUUACUAUCGGUUUGUGAUUAGCAUGGCAAAUGUUGAUGAUUUGAGGUGGGUUGACAAUAUUCCAGCCGAAAAAAGAACGGGGGCAUUUGACAGGGGUCGACGUUGGGGUCUCAUGACUACCAACCUUGUUGAGUCAUUGAAUGUUGUCUUUAAAGACAACUGCCUCAAGGUGAUGAAAGAAGAAACAACAAAAUCCAGCACACAUCAAGUCAGAAUUUUUGACUACACUAACAAUGUUUUUAGUGUGAAGGAGACCAUGGACCAUGGUGAGAGGAAGCCUAUGGGACAUUAUAAGGUCAACCUCUUAAAUGGGUAG